GAUCAGUUCAGUUGCGUCUCAGUAGUUUUUGUUCAGACUGCAGAAUCUUCAUCUUCAACUCUUUGGACUGUUUGAAGAAGCUAUGAAGGUGUGUGUGUGAGCUGAUGUGGACGUGAAUUCAGCAGAAUGGACCAGUGUGAGGACGGAGAGGACGGAGUCCCUCCCUCUAAAACCUCUCUGUGUGGGGAACAUGAGAGUCGGAGCAAAGCUCAGAGGAAUCAACCUGGACCUGGACCUGGACCUGUAAAGAGUGUCCCUCAGAAAGGAGACUCUCUUGAACCUGAACCCAGCUGUUUGUCCUUGAAGAGCGACCACUCAAAGGGCAGGUUCGUUAACUUUAAAGGAGACCAACGUUCUCCUUCAGAGAGAGUGGACCAGCAGAUCUCAGAGUCCCCCAGCGGUCCGUCUGUCCAGCAGCAUCAGACCCAGCUGGACUCCGUCUUUCAGCUGCUGGAGGACAGCAUUGUCCUGUUUGUGAAGAAUGAGCUGAAGAAGAUCCAGAAGGGUCUGAGUCCAGAUUACCCAGAAUCCCUAGAGCAUGUGUUGCAGGGUGAGGAUGAAGAGCAGAGGAAGAGCAGCAGAGAGGCGUUUGUGAAGAUCACAGUGAACUUCCUGAGGAGAAUGAAGCAGGAGGAGCUGGCUGAGCGUCUGCAGAGCAGUACUUUUGCUGAAGUUUGUAAAAAGCGGCUGAAGUCUAAGCUGAAAAAGAAGAACCAGUGUGUGUUUGAGGGGAUUGUUAAAGCAGGAAACCCAACUCUUCUGAAGCAGAUCUACACAGAGCUCUACAUCACAGAGGGAGGAACUGGAGAGGUCAACGAUCAACAUGAAGUCAGACAGAUUGAAGCAGCUUCCAGGAAACCACACAGAGCAGAAACAACCAUCAGACAGGAAGACAUCUUUAAACUCCCACCUGGAAGAGAUGAACCAAUCAGAACGGUGAUGACGACGGGAGUGGCCGGCAUCGGGAAAACAGUCCUAACACAGAAGUUCAGUCUGGACUGGGCUGAAGGCAGAACCAACCACGACAUCCAGUUACUUCUUCCAUUCACCUUCAGAGAGCUGAAUGUGCUGAAAAACAGAAAGUUCAGCUUGGUGAAACUUGUUCAUCACUUCUUCAGUGAAACCAGAGAAAUCUGCAGCUUUGAAGACUUCCAGGUCGUGUUCAUCUUUGACGGUCUGGAUGAGAGUCGACUUCCUCUGGACUUCCACAACAAUGAGGACCUGACUGAUGUUACAGAGUCCGCCUCAGUGGACGUGCUGCUGACAAACCUCAUCAGGGGGAACCUGCUUCCUUCUGCUCGUCUCUGGAUCACCACACGACCCGCAGCAGCAAACCAGAUCCCUCCUGACUAUGACUAUGUUGACAUGGUGACAGAAGUCAGAGGGUUCACUGACCCACAGAAGGAGGAAUACUUCAGGAAGAGGUUCAGAGGAGAGCAGCAGACCAGCUGGAGGAUCAUCUCCCACAUCAAGACAUCACGGAGCCUCCACAUCAUGUGCCACAUCCCAGUCUUCUGCUGGAUCACUGCUAUGGUCCUGGAGAAUGUCCUGGAAACCAGAAAGGGAAGACAGCUGCCCAAGACCUUGACUGAGAUGUACAUCCACUUCCUGGUGGUCCAGGCCAAACUGAAGAAAGUCAAGUAUGACGGAGGAGCUGAGACGGAUCCACACUGGAGUCCAGAGAGCAGGAAGAUGGUGGAGUCUCUGGGAAAACUGGCUUUUGAGCAGCUGCAGAAAGGAAACCUGAUCUUCUAUGAAUCAGACCUGAGAGAGUGUGGCUUCGAUGUCACAGAGGCUUCAAUGUACUCAGGAGUGUUCACCCAAAUCUUUAGAGAGGAGAGAGGCCUGUACCAGGACCAGGUCUUCUGCUUCAUCCAUCUGAGUGUCCAGGAGUUUCUGGCUGCUCUUCAUGUCCAUCUGACCUUCAUCAGCUCUGGAAUCAACCUGCUAGAGGAACAAAAGAACAUCUUCUGGUGGUUUAAAACAAGACCAGAGACUGACCUCUAUCAGACAGCUGUGGACAAGGCCUUACAGAGUCCCAACGGACACCUGGACUUGUUCCUCCGCUUCCUCCUGGGUCUUUCACUGGAGACCAAUCAGAACCUCCUACGAGGUCUGUUGGAACCAAAACAAAGAAGAUCACAUAACAAUCAGGAAACAGUUAAAUACAUAAAGGAGAAGAUCAGUAAGGAUCUGUCUGCAGAGAGAAGCAUCAACCUGUUCCACUGUCUGAAUGAACUGAACGAUGGUUCUCUGGUGGAGGAGGUCCAACGGUCCCUGAGAUCAGGAAAUCUCUCCACAGAUAAACUGUCUCCUGCUCAGUGGUCGGCUCUGGUCUUCAUCUUACUGUCAUCAGGAGACCUGGAGGUGUUUGACCUGAAGAAGUUCUCAGGUUCAGAGGAGGCUCUACGGAGGCUGCUGCCGGUGGUCAAAGCCUCCAAGAAAGCUGUGUUGAGUGGUUGUAACCUCUCAGAGAACAUCUGUCCACUUCUGUCCUCAGUUCUCAGCUCUCAGUCCUCCAGUCUGACAGAACUGGACCUGAGCAACAACCCCCUGCAGGAUUCUGGACUGAAGAAGCUGCGUCCUGGACUGGAGAGUCCACACUGUCACCUGGAGUCUCUCAGGUUGGAUAACUGCAGGUUGUCAGAGAUCAGCUGCUCUUCUCUGAGCUCAGCUCUGAAGUCCAACCCCUCCCAUCUGAAACAUCUGGACCUGAGUGACAACGACCUGCAGGAUUCAGGAGUGAAACAUCUGAGUGGAUUUCUGGAGAGUCUAGACUGCAGACUGGAGACUCUGAGGUUGGUGAAUUGCAGUUUGUCAAAGAUCAGCUGUUCUUCUCUGGUCUCAGCUCUGAAGUCCAACCCCUCCCAUCUGAAACUUCUGAACCUGAGUGAGAACCACCUGCAGGAUUCAGGAGUGAAACAUCUGUGGGGAUUUCUGGAGAGUCCAGACUGCAGACUGGAGACUCUGAGGUUGGAGCGCUGCAGUCUGUCAGAGAUCAGCUGUUCUUCUCUGGUCUCAGCUCUGAAGUCCAACCCCUCCCAUCUGAAACAUUUGGACCUGAGUCUGAACCACCUGCAGGCUGCAGAUGUGAAGCAGCUUUUUGAUCUGGUGAAGAGUCCAGACUACCAGCUGCAGACUCUCAGGUGGAGAAGGUGAGAGUGUCCAGGACAGAUGAGUCGUGUCCUGAUUGUCCUCAGAGUUGAAGCAGAACCAGUUUGUGUGGACAGACUCUGACUGGACCGUGAUGAUGAUGAAGAUGAAGAUGAAAAUGAAGAUGUACAUAGUUUCAGCUCAGUUUGUUUCUGUCUUCCAGUGUUUUACAAACUUCUCAAAUAUUCAUGUAUUUCAGUGGCAGUUGGUGUAGUUUUCUCCAGGGGAGCUGUAACAAACUUCAAAAUAAACAUAUACCAAAAAGCAAAUUAUGUACUAAAGUACCCCUUCUGUAUUUGAAUAAAUGAAAUCAACAAU
Messenger RNA from Cololabis saira (Pacific saury), 3471 nucleotides. Its product is annotated as NLR family CARD domain-containing protein 3-like. The record is from RefSeq and is a predicted model, not a curated record. Bases 127 to 3159 code for a protein of 1010 amino acids. Gene Ontology annotation, molecular function: protein binding. The transcript has 12 exons. NCBI's taxonomy places the organism in Eukaryota, Metazoa, Chordata, Actinopteri, Beloniformes, Belonidae.